AUGCCUGCUGACUCCGAGAGUACUAAAGUGUCAAAUUCAUUCUACUGGGAAGAAUCGACAGUGACUGUUGAUGGUGCUUCCGAGGAUUUACUUCUAUUCCGAAAACAUUGUGAAGCACUACGCGAAGCAAUUCAGAACACCUGGAUCCAGAAACAGGCAGGUGAAAAGUCGGUGGAAUCAGUGAGUCAGGAGAUUGCUCAAAAAAGAAAAUAUCUUGCCAGUUUCGCUCCCAAACUGAAGGAGUUGGUCGACAACACAUUAGUAAUUCAAAAACUGAUGGAUCUACCGUUCUCCAAGGAGGAGGAUCAGCAUCAUAUGGCUUUCCUACUGCCCACCCCAUUGUACAUUCUGUACGCGCAUCUCAAAUCCUAUUUAUGCACAAUGAGUAAGUUGAUUAUACUGAUUGCAACUCUCGAUUAUCACAAAGCGGAUGCGAAAUUUAGGCUCGUUUAUCCCCAAGCUACAGUAUACUACAUUGUACUCUAUCAUUCUUUACAUAACACGGGUUGUGAUGAAGCACUUCAACUUGUCAGCAAAGUUAGACUCAGGGAAUUGAGUUCUGCGCCUUUGAUAACCGCCUUCGUGGUGGACAAUUUCGCGUUCAUCAGGCUCAAUAAUACGUAUGACCUACUGGGAUCUUGUGUAGUCCUUGUCUUUUGGUCCCGGGAUGUGGGUUGUUGGUUUCUUUCAAUUUGA
This is a messenger RNA of Echinostoma caproni, 696 nucleotides long. Lineage: Eukaryota; Metazoa; Platyhelminthes; Trematoda; Plagiorchiida; Echinostomatidae. The record is from the annotation of a GenBank genome assembly.